This is a messenger RNA of Myotis lucifugus (little brown bat), 3212 nucleotides long. RefSeq names its product centrosomal protein 83 (gene CEP83). Bases 544 to 2649 code for a protein of 701 amino acids. NCBI's taxonomy places the organism in Eukaryota, Metazoa, Chordata, Mammalia, Chiroptera, Vespertilionidae. Gene Ontology annotation, cellular component: centrosome. The record is from RefSeq and is a predicted model, not a curated record. The transcript is spliced from 16 exons.
CACCCCUACGGCUGGAGGGACCGCGGGCGGCGGGCGGAGGUGGAAUUCCCGCCGGACGACGUGCAGGGCUGGCCCCGCACCCCUGAGAAGGCCGGCUCGCCGCGGAGGAGCGGGGCGCUGCUCGGCGGCCGCGUCCCCACCCCGGGAGCUCUCCCGGGACCCCUCACCUUUCCCCGCGCGGGGAGCCCGACGGGCCGGGGAGUCCUGCUCCGCCUGGUCAGCCCGCGCCGCGAGCGGCCUCCCGGACUCGCCCGGCGUGGAGGGCUGGGCGCGCACCCCGCGCGUGGGCCCGGCUCCCUUCGCCCCAAUGCCCCGGCGAGAAGAGCAGAGUGGGUGCCGGUGGCUGGAGCUGUUGGAGGGGUCCCUGGGUGGCGAUCGGGGUCGGCACACAGGUCACUGUUCGUCUCCUGUCCGCACGUUGCAAGGCUGUGUGUGAGUCUGGUAUAAUUUGGCCUCCCAAGGUUCUGUCUUUGCAAGAAGGAAGUGGAAAAUAAUCUUGGGAAAAAAAACGAAGACAAUAAGGAAGCCAGUACUUAUUUUUACAUGGUUGUCAGCUUACCUACCAAUAUGAACACUCUUCCCGUCAUUUGUCCUCCUGGUGGAGACAGUGGGCUGAUAGAUUCUGACCGUGCGUUCCAAAGUAUGUUAAUUGAAGAAAGAUUACGAUGUGAACAACAUAAAACUAAUUAUCAGACUCUGAAAGCCGAACACAACAGGUUGCAAGAUGAGUACACAAAGUCACAAAAUGAACUCAAACGCCUGUUAAAUGAAAAGCAAACUAACCAGGAAAAAUUCCAGCUACUGUUUGAAGAACUAAGAGGGGAAUUAUUAGAGAAAACUAAAGACUUAGAAGAAAUAAAGCUACAGGUAUUAACUCCACAAAACUUGGAAUUGUUCAGAGCCCAAAUACGACAAGAAUUAGAAACUCCAAUGAGAGAGCGUUUUAGGAGUCUGGAUGAAGAAGUUGAAAAGUAUAGAGCUGAAUAUAAUAAGCUUCGCUAUGAAAAUACAUUUCUCAAGUCAGAGUUCGAACACCAGAAAGGAGAAUUUGCACGUACUUUAGAAGAAGAAAAAAUAAAAUAUGAAUCAGAGAUUGCAAGACUGGAGAAAGAUAAAGAAGAACUACGUAAUCAGCUGCUUAGUCUUGAUCCCACAAGAGAUAGCAAACGAGUGCAGCAACUUACUCGAGAAAAAGUCCAUUUGGCUCAGAAAUUAAAAGAGUUAGAGGCUGAAGUAGCCGAAUUAAGGGCUGAAAAAGAGAAUUCUGAUGCUCGGGUAGAAAAUGUCCAAAGAAUUCAGGUGCAGCAGUUGGCUGGGAUGCAGGCUACAAUCAGAUCCCUGGAGGCUGAAAAACAGUCAGUUAAACUACAUGUUGAACGCUUGGAAAAAGAGCUACAAUCAAGCAAUGAACAAAAUACUGUUUUAAUCACUAAAUUACAUAAAGCUGAACGGGAAAUAAAUGCAUUGAGCAGUAAAGUAAAGGAACUUAAACAUUCAAACAAACUAGAAAUAACAGACAUCAAACUGGAAGCAGCAAGAGCUAAGAGUGAUCUAGAAAGAGAAAGAAAUAAGAUUCAAAGUGAAUUGGAUGGAUUACAGUCAGAUAAUGAAAUUCUCAAAUCAGCUGUUGAACAGCACAAAGUGCUCUUAGCAGAAAAGGAUCGUGAAUUAAUACGUAAAGUACAAGCUGCCAAGGAAGAAGGUUAUCAAAAACUUGUGGUAUUACAAGAUGAAAAGCUUGAACUUGAGAACAAAUUAGCGGAUUUAGAGAAAAUGAAAGUGGAAUAUGAUGUCUGGAGGCAGUCUGAAAAGGAUCAGUGUGAAGAGAAAUUUCGGGCUUCACAGAUGGCAGAAGAGUCGGCCAGAAGAGAACUUCAAAGUAUUAGGUUAAAACUUCAACAACAAAUUGUGAAUAUUGAAAAUGCAGAGAAAGAGAAAAAUGAAAAUUCUGACCUGAAACAGCACAUCAGUAGUUUGCAGAUCCAAGUGACCUCACUUACACAGUCAGAGAAUGAAUUGCUGAAUUCAAACCAAAUACUGAAGGAAAUGGUGGAGAGGUUAAAACAGGAGUGCCGAAAUUUAAGAAGCCAAGCGGAAAAAGCACAACUAGAAGUUGAAAAGACAUUGGAAGAGAAACAGAUCCAGUGGCUGGAAGAAAAGCAAAAGCUUCAUGAACGUAUCACAGACCGAGAAGAAAAGUAUAAUCAAGCUAAAGAGAAACUGCAGCGAGCUGCAAUUGCCCAGAAAAAGAGAAAAUCUCUUCAUGAAAACAAAUUGAAGAGACUACACGAGAAAGUGGAAGUCUUGGAGGCAAAGAGAGAAGAAUUGGAAACAGAAAAUCAGGUGUUAAAUAGGCAAAAUGUUCCAUUUGAAGAAUAUACAAGGCUUCAAAAAAGACUAAAGGAUAUACAGAGAAGACAUAAUGAAUUUCGAAGUUUAAUUUUGGUUCCUAACAUACCUCCAACAGCAUCCAUCAAUCCUGUUAGCUUGCAGUCAUCAAACAUAAUUCCAGGCAUGGAGCUAGCCUUUCCUCCUCAUAUGCAGGAGGAACAACAUCAAAGGGAACUCUCUCUACUUCGUAAAAGACUAGAAGAACUAGAAACAACACAAAGAAAACAACUAGAGGAACUUGGAUCACCUGGGGAAUGAUGUUUUUGGAGGAAAGGGAUGAAAUCAGUGACCCAAUAAAGCUUGAAGUUUUAACAUAUGUGGCAUUUAGAUACUUUAUUACUGUUUGCCAAAACCCUUGAAUUUGCCUCAAGAAAAGUACCAGCUACAUGCUGUAGUGCAUGUAAGUCGGGAUUUUAAGGUUAUACUAAAGACAAGUGAAACAUUAAAACAGCUUUAGAGAUAGAGUAUUUAUCAAAAAUCUUUUGAGAAUGGUAUAAAUAAAUGGAGCUAAUUUAAUUGAAGAAUCAAAUUUUUAAAAUAUUUUAUUAAUUUUACUUAGUUGAAUUUUGGGGGCAUGUUGCCUAAAAUAUGCCCAUGUUGAAUUUCUUCUUCCUCAUCUUUGAGAUGUUUGGCAAUAACAGGGUCAGUAAACAUUUUCUGGUUUACUAUAUACGAGUUAUAAACCUCUAGUUCUUGAAAAAAGAUGACAGUUUUAAAGUCAGCGUAAAUAAUACAACUUAAAGAUAUCUAAAUAUAAAACACUACCUUUUUUAAAAUCUGUGUGCACAUAAUUUAUUAAAGAGCUUAAUAAAUAUUUUUUU